Phymastichus coffea is the source of this 1761-nucleotide messenger RNA. Its product is annotated as sin3 histone deacetylase corepressor complex component SDS3. Lineage: Eukaryota; Metazoa; Arthropoda; Insecta; Hymenoptera; Eulophidae. Gene Ontology annotation, cellular component: Sin3-type complex. Gene Ontology annotation, molecular function: histone deacetylase binding. Gene Ontology annotation, biological process: negative regulation of transcription by RNA polymerase II. The record is from RefSeq and is a predicted model, not a curated record. Bases 711 to 1640 code for a protein of 309 amino acids. The transcript is spliced from 8 exons.
ACAUAUAUAUAACUAUAAUAGAGUACAGCACAUUAUCACUGUUAUGACUAUACCUACUCAUAUAGUACGCGCAACUGAUAUCUAUAUAAUUUUGUACCUUAUUUUCGUUAAUUAUUCUACUUAAUUGAUUGCAUAAUACCUCUUACCGCCACAGUUAUUUCGAUAACAAAAGUGAGCCACAGACUUACGCACACUUACAAAGAUGUAUAGAUAUCUGGCACAGCGAGUAAUCCCUGCAUGUACUGAUUAUAAAUGACUCAUCAUGACCUAUUAUCGGCUGUAUAUAUUCGCAACGACUAUUCGCCUAUGCAAAUUAACAUCACGCUCAAAUUUGCAUAUUAUAACAUUUGUAAAUUUUCGACAAAUAAAAAGUUUUGGCGUUUUUUAAAGCAUUAACGGUUGCUUUUCAAAACAUUAAAAUUUAAUAACUCGUUUAAGAUUGCAUCCAAGCCAUUAAAAAAAGUUCGAGGAUAAAAUAGUGUCCAAGUACAUUUAGCCAAUUUCAAAAAUAUGGUAAACCUAUUUCGGAUUCAAAGCUACAGUGAUUGAUUUUGUAAGCACGGUUGUUCAGAAAUUGUUUUGAUUGUGAUUCAUUUGUCAUCAGUAUAAAUAUGGCUUGAUAGGUAUUACAACAUUUAUAUUUGAAUACUAAAUUAAAAAUGGUCUAAUGCAAAACUACUGGAGUGAACUUACGUCAAGAAGAUUUUGAUAUGGAUGAUGAAAACGAUGAUUAUUUGGAAGAUGAUCGAGAUCUUGACGAUCAAGAUGAAAGCGAUGAAGAUACAGAAGAGGCUAGUGAAACUGACAUGGGCAAGUCAGAAAAAUACACAGAAAUUAAAGAACAAAUCUACCAAGAUAAACUUUCAAGUUAUAAGAAGCAAUUACAACAAUUAAAAGAUGGUACACAUCCUGAAUAUAAUCGCAAAGUUAAGCGUUUAGAAGCACAGUACAGAGAACGUCUGCGCUUGAAUAUUAUUUACAAAGAUUACUUGACUGAAUGUGUAGAAAGAGAUUAUAUAUUGGAUAAAAAAGCAGCAGUAAAAGAAUUUGAAGAAAAGAAAAGUGAUUUAAAAGAAAAUCUUAUAGCUGAUAUAGAAGAAAAGCGUAAGCUUAUAGAAUCAGAUCGCUAUUCAAUGGAAUUAACUGGAGAUUCAACUGAGGUAAAACCUGUAAUGACAAGAAAAUUGCGUCGUAGGCCAAAUGAUCCAGUUCCUGAAAAAGUUGAAAAACGACGAAAGCCACCUCCAGCGCAAUUAAAUUAUUUACUUGAUGAAAAAGAAAUUGAAAAUGAUUUGAAAGCUAUUAGUAGAGGAAAAGUAUUAACAACAGUUAGAAAAUCAGUUGUUAUGCAACAUUAUACUACAGCAAAUAUUGGGAAUCAGCACAUUUCUAUUCCUAAUGACACAGCUUUGGUGGAAACAAGAAUAGAAGAUGGGAAGUUACUAUAUGAAAGAAGAUGGUUUCAUCGUGGACAGCCAGUUUAUGUAGAAGGAAAAGAUAUAGUGAGAUUUGCAGCAAAUAUAUCUGCUAUUGGGACGGAGGCUAUUUGGGUGAAAAAAGUUUCAGAUAAUACGAAAGUUCGCAUUUAUGUAACUCAGUUAUCUCGUGGCAAAAUGUUUUUGAAACGUAGAGCGUCUUAAUUCCAAAGUGACCUUCGACUUUUAGUAAAAAAAUAAUAUUAUUUUUAAUUAUAAGAAAUGAUAUGUAAGUAGUUAAUUUAAUAUGUAUCAAUAGUUUUGAUAAUGGUAUAUUAAGCAAAAA